This is a messenger RNA of Contarinia nasturtii (swede midge), 280 nucleotides long. RefSeq lists its product as uncharacterized. Lineage: Eukaryota; Metazoa; Arthropoda; Insecta; Diptera; Cecidomyiidae. Bases 27 to 212 code for a protein of 61 amino acids. The transcript has a single exon. Gene Ontology annotation, biological process: mitochondrial respiratory chain complex I assembly. Gene Ontology annotation, cellular component: mitochondrion. The record is from RefSeq and is a predicted model, not a curated record.
AAGCGCCGUGAAGCUAUCUUAAAAGCAUGGAAAAUAUAAAACGAGCCCGUCAACGAUUACAAAAUUAUCCAUCAUUGCUAGCGAAAUGUUCAGCAUCAGCAGCACUUUAUGCAACUUGUGUUACUAGAGAUUUGAAUGUGAAACAAAACAUUUGUGAAAAAGAAUUUAUCGAGUUCAAACGUUGUUUGAAUGAAGCUGCAAAGCGUAAAUGAAAUAAAGUGAAUUUGUAGACGUAGAUGAAGAGAGAAAAGUAAAUAAAAUCAAGUGGUUAGAACCAAAA